Molecule: messenger RNA, 4079 nt
Organism: Hyaena hyaena (striped hyena)
Lineage: Eukaryota; Metazoa; Chordata; Mammalia; Carnivora; Hyaenidae
Gene: SLC30A4
Product: solute carrier family 30 member 4
Exons: 8
Coding region: 257-1543 (428 amino acids)
Biological process (GO): response to zinc ion; zinc ion transmembrane transport
Cellular component (GO): plasma membrane
Molecular function (GO): zinc ion transmembrane transporter activity
Source: RefSeq, a predicted model, not a curated record
CCGGCCUGGAGCUGCGGGCGCGGCAGGCGCCGGGACGGCCCCGCUCCCCGCCCGGCGCCGGGUCUUGCUGCGCGAGUCAGCCCCGCCGAGCCGGCCGGCCGGGAGCGGGGAGAUGAGCGGCGGCGCCGCGGCAGCGCCCCAGGAUGGGGAGGGACGCGCGGCAGUGCCCCCGGGAACUGGCGCUCCGGUGAAGUAGGAGCCGCCGGCCGGCCGCCCGCACCGAGCCGUUCCGCGCCGCGGCCGCUCAGCCUCUGCCAUGGCCGGAUCCGGCGCGUGGAAGCGCCUCAAAUCUCUGCUACGGAAAGAUGACGCGCCGCUGUUUUUAAAUGACACCAGCGCCUUUGACUUCUCGGAGGAGGCGGAGGACGAGGGGCUCUCUCGGUUUAACAAACUUCGCGUUGUGGUGGCCGAUGAUGGUUCUGAAAUCCCAGAAAGGCCUGUUAACGGGGCGCACCCGGCCCUCCAGGCCGACGACGAUUCCUUACUGGACCAGGACUUGCCUUUGACCAACAGUCAGCUGAGUCUGAAGGUGGACCCCUGUGACAACUGCAGCAGACAGCGAGAGUUACUGAAGCAGAGAAAGGUGAAAACCAGAUUGACCAUUGCGGCCGUUCUUUACUUGCUUUUCAUGAUUGGAGAACUUGUAGGUGGAUACAUUGCAAAUAGCCUAGCAAUCAUGACAGAUGCACUUCAUAUGUUAACUGACCUAAGUGCUAUCAUACUGACCCUGCUUGCUUUGUGGCUGUCCUCAAAAUCUCCAACCAAAAGAUUCACCUUUGGAUUUCAUCGCUUAGAGGUUUUAUCAGCUAUGAUCAGUGUGCUGUUGGUAUAUAUACUUAUGGGAUUCCUCCUAUAUGAAGCUGUCCAAAGAACCAUCCAUAUGAAAUAUGAAAUAAAUGGGGAUAUAAUGCUCAUCACUGCAGCUGUUGGAGUUGCUGUCAAUGUAAUAAUGGGGUUUCUGUUGAACCAGUCUGGUCACCACGCCCAUUCCCACUCUCUGCCCUCAAAUUCUCCUGCCGUAGGUUCUGGGUGCAGACACAACCAUGGGCAGGAUAGCCUGGCGGUGAGAGCCGCGUUUGUACAUGCCUUGGGGGAUUUGGUACAGAGUGUUGGUGUGCUAAUAGCUGCAUACAUCAUAAGAUUCAAGCCAGAAUACAAGAUUGCUGAUCCCAUCUGUACAUAUGUAUUUUCAUUACUUGUGGCUUUUACAACAUUUCGCAUCAUAUGGGACACAAUAGUUAUAAUACUAGAAGGUGUACCAAGCCAUUUGAAUGUAGACUAUAUCAAAGAAGCCUUGCUGAAAAUAGACGAUGUAUACUCAGUGGAAGACUUAAACAUCUGGUCUCUCACUUCGGGAAAGCCUACUGCUAUAGUACACAUCCAGCUAAUUCCUGGAAGUUCAUCUAAAUGGGAGGAAGUGCAGGCCAAAGCAAAGCACGUAUUAUUGAACACAUUUGGCAUGUAUAAAUGUGCUGUUCAGCUUCAAAGUUACAGGCAAGAAGUGGACAGAACUUGUGCACAUUGCCAGAGUUCCAGUUCCUGAUUUCCUAAGGGACCACUGCCUUAUUUAUCCUGCAGUCACAGACCUGAGAGCAAUAAAUGUGCACACCUGCAAGAGAAAAUGGAGUCCUGACAGCUGUGUCAGUAUCAAGAAUCCAUCUUUCAAAACAAUCGCUCCAGCCUGACAGUGCUAGUUUCUGUCUAAAGGUAAAAUGAGACUUCACCAUGAUUUUCAGAUGAAGAUGUUUCCAAAACACUAUUUAUAGAAUGAGACGUGAUUCUACAGAUACCUCAGAGAAGACAAUCCAAGACCACACUUCGUUAAUUAUGACUGAGUACGUGUCUUGAAGGAAGCAUCAAGAAUUCAGUAUUUGCAUUUAAAAAUCCUUUCUAAAGACCAUUUUUUAUCAAGCUAGUGCUGGAAAACUGAAUUUUUUUAUUAUGUAAUCUUGACAACCAGCUUCUGGAAUUCGACACCCAGCUAUGUUUUUACAGAAAUUAUUUCUCAACAGAUUUCAGAGAAUAUUAGAAAUUAUCAAGAUAGUGGAAUAAGCAUGUAUUCCUAAGUGUUUCAGAAAUGUUUUAUUUCACAAUGUUAUUGUUAUAGUUAUACUUUAUAAACAGCUUUUUCCAGAUGUUACAGGGUUUUGAAGCUCUGAGUUAUCAUUUUGGUUAUCUGUAAUCUUAAUCAGAACCAAAUCUUUACAUGUUGUGGUUGUCACUGUCAUUAGGAAUAUUUAGGAAAUAUUUUCAAUACUAUUCUAAAUGGCAGAAGUUAAUCUUAAAUUACUCUCUGGUAAUUUAAAAUAUAGGAGUGAGGAUAGAGUGUGGGAUGUCAGAUUUAAGUCUUCCUGCAGUCACUUUUAUUAUUCAUGGAAUUAUCUUAAGAAUAGCAGGAGACUUGCAAAAUAUAAUCAGUGAUCCUCUGUCCUUGUCAGAACGGAAAGUGUGCUUGGUACCUAGCUUCCGCCUCCGUACCAGUUAGUGUGUGCCCUUUCAGGGUAAAACCCUGGAGGGUAGGGUUCAGUUUGUAAUGCCUCUCUCUCAGAUGUAGAUUAACCACAUUCCUCCAGAGAGAAUUUGUUUGAUGAUAUCAGGGAUUCUCCAUGGACUCCAGAAACCCUAAGAUAGAAUUUUGAGGUUUUCCAAUAAUACUAUAGCAGAGAUGCCCAAAGAGAUAGAGAGAAGACAUUAAAAAAGAAAGAAAACGUCAAGGGUUUUUGACCUUGUGUUUGUGUUUUUUGAAACACAGGAAUAGGGAUGGACAUUCAAUCUGUUUCGUAAGGAGGCUAAACCUGAAACUUUCCAGAUGGAAUGCAACCUAAUUGGUACCAGUUGUGUUAAAGAGGUAGCUGUGAAAAAUCAGGUUUCAUUUUGCAGCUGUUGGUUUUGAGAUUAUCUUUAUGCACUUUAGAAGUCCAUUUUCACAGGGACAGUUUCUUAACCAAGAAUGGAUAUGGUUCUUGAGGUCCUCAGAGAAUUAGAGUACAAUUACUAGACAAGAUGUGAAUUAGAAGCCUAGAUAAACAUGCAGAUGAUUUAUAAUAUCAAAGAAGGAGAGGAAACAGAUUUCAUCUUUCUACCAAGUACCUCACUGUAAGUAAACCUAAGAUAAAACCUGAAGUUACCUAAAAGAUUAUUAAGAGUUGAUGGUAUCCCCCAAAAAAGGAUUGAUGAGGGUUAAUGGUAUCUAGCAAAACCCAGUUUAUUGAAUUGAAAAUUAACUUUCUUGUUGUGAAUCCAUUUAAAAUAAUGAUUUGGAUUUUUCAAAAAUGUGAGUAGUGCAUACGCUGUUUAAGUGAAAAUUCUCUAAAAUAUGGAAAGCAAAUAAGAAUAAAUAACCAUUUCAGUGGACAUCUGGGCACUUACGGACUUUGGGUACCUAGCAAGAGAAAAGAACAUGCAUCGUAUGCUAAUGGCUUUCCCCAUAUUUGCAAGUGUUUCCCAUGAGCUUGUUUCCUGCAAAUUUUCCCUUAUCUUAAAUAGGUGGAUCUUACUUUUCCUAUCAACCUGUUCCUUGAAAAAGUUAUUUGAUAAAACAGUCUGAAAUUCAUUUGAGGAUUGAAAAGGAUCUUUUGUAAAAUGCAGAAACAUUGAAAACUUUUGUAAAUUUUAAUGAGUGUGCUUUGUUUAAGUGAGGUGCACAUGAAGUUCUCUGUGCUUUGUCUUUUGUAGCGAGGACUACAGAUUUUGUACUUGUGCUUUCCCCGGGGCUGAGAUUGAAAGCUGAUAGAUUUCACUUUUUGUAACUUGACAAAACCCACAGAGGACAAUGUGAAUUUAGCAGAUGUGACCAGGGACUGCACGGCAGAAGCCAAGAGCCUUGGGUCUGUCCCUGCCCUGCUGAGCUGCAGCCCUGCGUCACACCCUCAGGCAGCCCUCACAGGAAGAGUUCUCCACCGUCCUGUCACAGGCGCUGAGUAAUUUUGGAUAAAUACCUUGCAUUGUUAAUUUUGCACUGAGAAAACAGAUCACAUGUAAAAACUGGGCAGUUUUUCGGUGUGAUGUAUUUUUUUAAGUAGGCUCCAUACAGUGUGGAGCCCAGUGCAGGGCUUGAACUCCCAACCCUGCAAUCAAGA